CCCCGAAGUCAGGGUGCAGCGGGCAUGACCCCUUUAUUAUCAUUAUUAUAAUUAUUAUGCAAAACCACAAUCAUGUUUUGAUGAGUCUGGAGAUGGAGUUCAAACGAAUGGACCGUAUGUUUGCUAGCGGUGAAGCACGUGUCUUUGGAAGAGACACUGAACGAAUCUUCCGGGAACUCGAUGUCAUUCGUCGCAAACAAAUUGACCUGGCUCGUGAUCACAUUGCUCUGGAGAAUAUUACUGACUUGCCUCAAAAACAGAGCACCCUCCAACAAUUUAGCGAAAAUAAUGAGAUCGAACACGGCUACCAGCAAAACUUGGAAAAUUUCCAUAAAAAAGAAGUCGGUUUAAAAAACCUCAUGCUCAAGCUUGACGAUCUAGGAGCAUCCAUGAACCGGUUUCGUGAACUGUCGGAUCCUGAGAUGCAUUACUACAACAACCAUGGAUAUGACAGUCAGCACAGAGCAAACGCAGCACAAUUUGAAUUUAUGGGAUUUGACGAUGUGGAAUCACCUUUGUCGACGCCUCGACAAGAGCAUCAUCCUGCGGAACCGCUGAGCAUUGACGCAUUUGCCCAAAGCGACUCACAGUCUUCAUCACGGUCAAAUAUUGUCAUGGAGGACUAGUAAUGCUUGUUUAUUAUACCAUUAUCAAUAAUAAAAGUCAGACAGCAGGGAAUAUGUAUGUA
Molecule: messenger RNA, 688 nt
Organism: Zychaea mexicana
Lineage: Eukaryota; Fungi; Mucoromycota; Mucoromycetes; Mucorales; Lichtheimiaceae
Exons: 5
Coding region: 57-626 (189 amino acids)
Source: RefSeq, a predicted model, not a curated record